AACACGGUGCGUGCAUUAUUACGGCAAUAAUAGGGUUCAACGAAUGUUAGUUACCGUGUGCGAAGGAAUGCGGGGUCUUAGUUCUUCUGUCUACAAACAGCCUUGAAUGGUCCCAUGCUCCCUUCUCAACGCGGGGCUCCUCCCAAUGAUCGAGACAAUGAUGCAUGAUACAGGGAAAAUCAUCAUCAUGAGCUUAAGGGGAAUUAUACUUAACAAUCCAGGUCCCGCAUAUCUGUUUAUCCAGCGAUGAAGCGACAAAGAAGUGCGGAAACAAAACUUAGAUCCCGAGCCCCUAGUUACAUGCGAAAUCCCGGGGGUAGAAGCAGAGAACUGAGGAUAAAGAAGGUUAUGUCGAUACCCUUGGCACACCAAAGCCCUUCAACGCAGAGAAACAUAUAAAGAAGACGUGCGUAGCGGCCUGUCCAUCAAGUCCCUUGGAAAUCGCUACCCCUUCCACUUCAGCCAGCAAGCAUCGAACCGUCCCGACGCGCAGCGCUAUAUCCAAUUACUUUCAAACGCGAGAAAACACCCGAUUCUCUUUCUAAAUAUGUUCUGGCUGAAAGCCAUUGCGUUCGCCACUGCGGCUCUCCUGGCAAGUGUCUCCGCCGCCCCAGCGCCGGAUAUCGCUGAGAGGGCUGACCGAUGCGAGUCUGGAGUAUGUUAUGUCGAUAAGCCCACAUGGUGUCAGGAAGGAUGGGAACCAGUGCACUUCCAGGUGACCGGCUGCUGGGUUUGCUGCACAAAGAGAUGAGGUGGAAAAUGAUCUGGAUGUCUCUCAGUUUAGAUAUGUUGACAAAGGGAUUUUUGGGAACUUCCUGUGAUCAGGGAUAUGGGUACCCCGUCCUCUAUGCACAGUACACAUAAGCCAUUGGGACAAUGUCGUAUAUGAUGGGCAUGUUCACAAGUCAAGAUAAUAA
Coccidioides posadasii C735 delta SOWgp is the source of this 917-nucleotide messenger RNA. The record is from RefSeq and is a predicted model, not a curated record. NCBI's taxonomy places the organism in Eukaryota, Fungi, Ascomycota, Eurotiomycetes, Onygenales, Onygenaceae.